CAGAGAGCUGUUCAAAACACAGUCUUGACAAUUUAAAAAGAACAUCUCAACAUUUUACACUCCUGACGACUUUAGACCCGUUCUGUCUUUCUGAUCAGCGGCCUUGCAGAAGACCCUCUUCCCUGACUCAGGAGGUGUAAACCCACGCUGAAGUGUUGAUUGACAAAGAAGCCCCACAGAGGCUCUAACUGCCAUGUAAAGUGGUCCCCGACCUGUUUUCCUUGCAACUCCUUUUAUUAUAAAUUACUUUUAAAAAACAAAUCUCGGCAUAGGUUUCAUGUCUUUAUGCUGUAAGCCGUUUUAAAUAUGUGUGUCACAAGCAAACAUUGUGGCUGUACAGGUCACCGAAAUAGCUCUAAAGGUCAUAUAAUGUUCAAAGUGAUAAAGAUCAGUUUACCCAUCAGUGUUUUUAUGCACCCGGUUUAUUUUUUACUGGAGCAACGCCUGUCUGGUGAGUGAACUUAACUUGUUAAUCAAUGUAAACUUAUUGAUGAUUGACAUGAAAACAGUAUUUAAUGUUACUAACAGAUCAUUCACCAUGGUAGAUGUGAUGAUGGCAAUGCUGCCAUAGGUGUCAAACUUGUGUAUUUGGUUUAAUUGUUUUGAGAUAAAAUGAACAAAAAAUUGUAUGGUUGGGAAGUUUAAAAGGAGGAAUAAAAUAAAUAUGUUAAGUAGAAUAACAUAAUUUAAUAUGUAAUAUUGAAAAAGUGUCCGUUAUAUUUUUACAGGCUGAAUUAAUAACAACAGAGCAAAUCUCUAACAGAAAGGGAUGGAUCAUCCAAAACAAAAGAUUUAACUUUAAGUACAAAUUUGAGGCACUGCUUUACAUGUCACUUCCUGCUUCUACAUUUUAUCUGAUUGGGCUUGUUAUUUUAAAUUAAGUACAACUAACUAUGACUCAUUGACAUAAAAUGAAUUAUCACCUAUUCUGUUUGUUUAAGAUUAUACAUACUGAUUUCACUUACGGGGCAUUUUAAAUGGAGGACUUGUGCUAGUUACAUAUUAGUGCUAAAGUGUGGCAUCAGUAUUAUUACGUAACUAAUCUGUAAAAUUGGUUCCUAAAUUACGCCGUUCAUAUUUCCACCAAUCGGCGCCCAGAGGACGCGUGACGUCAAUGCGGAAGUACUUUCGCUACACCUGCUGGAGAAGAGACGGUCCGACAGCAGGGAGGUCCCAGCAGCAGGGGGAAGGUGUUCGGUUUGGUGAUGCUGUAGUGUUUGAGCUGAAGGAUGGAGAUCCUGGUGGCCAAGCUGCUUGGCCUGCUGGGAUUGUUUGGCCUCAUGCUGGCGGGUGUCCUGGUCCCGGUGCGCCUGUUGCUGUCCGACUACGACAAAGCACACAGACACAGAAGAUCUCUGUCUCUGUGUAACUCCUUCGCAGGAGGCGUGUUCUUGGCAACAUGCUUCAACACUUUGCUGCCAGCCGUCAGAGACAAGGUGGCUGACGUGUUCCAGCAGCUGAAGAUCAGCAGCGACUAUCCUCUGGCAGAGACGAUGAUGAUGCUUGGCUUCUUCCUCACCGUGUUCGUGGAGCAGACCAUUCUCACUUUCAGGAAGGAGAAACCGUCUUUCAUCGACCUGGAGACGUUUAAUGCCGGCUGCUCUGAGGCUGGAAGUGACUCAGAGUACGACACACCCUUCAUUUCCUCUGCGCGGGAAUCAUCGAGAGAUGUCGGCGGUCAUCGCUCUCACGGACACUUCAGCCCCGCCGACCUGGCGGGAGCAGGCCCUCUGCGGCUGGCCAGCCUGGUCCUGGCUCUGUCGGCUCACUCCGUGUUCGAGGGCCUGGCGCUCGGCCUGCAGGAGGACGGAGGCAAGUUGGGCAGCCUCUUUCUGGGCGUGGCCGUGCACGAGACGUUGGCCGGCGUGGCACUCGGUGUGAGCGUGGCCAAGGCGUCGCUCGGCAUGAAGGACGCCGCCAAACUGGGCGUCACGGUCAGCCUAAUGAUCCCGGUGGGGAUCGUGGUGGGGAUGGGCAUCGAGUCGACGCAGACGCUGGCCGGCAGCGUGGUGUCCGUUGUGCUGCAGGGACUCGCGGCCGGCACCUUCCUGUUCGUCACCUUCUUUGAGAUUCUGUCCCAAGAGCUGGACGACAAACGGGACCGCCUGUUAAAAGUGCUCUUCCUCAUCCUUGGCUACACAGUGCUCGCCGCUCUCGUCUUCAUCAAGUGGUGACACGCGGGAAGUUCUUUGACACAAUACGGCAAUACCAAAGGAAGACUCAUAAACCCAUAGAGGCAGCUGUGUCCAGCUGUGAGAAACAGCUGGAUGAACACAAACCAUUUCCCUCCUCAGUGAUGUCUGUGAUGAAAACAGAUUAUACAAAAAUUAAACUGAAAGAGUAAUGUUACCCUUCCAGAAAAUUCCUCUAGCUGACUCACAACGGUCCUCCAGGACACUGUGAUGUCACUGUUGGGUGUGGUUACAUUUCAACUUUACUCCAGAGAGGGCGGCAACACUUCUUGCCACAUCUCACUGUGUGCUCUGACUAAUUCAGAAUUCUAAAAUCAUUUCAAGUUUUUUAAUUCAGUCUGAAUCUGCUAAAUUUAGCUAAAUAUACUGCAAUAUUCCAUUAAGAAUGUGAGAUUUUGCUGGAAAAGGAAUCUGACCAGUGAAGAAACAAGAGAAAACACGUUCUGACUUAAACACUGUAAAGACAAGUGAACUAUUGUCGCUAACAAAUAAACAUGAAAUAAUAUAUUUUAUUUAGAAGAAAUCUUCAGCUUUUCUUUGCACUUUUUCAUUUCCUGAAUACCUUUUUUUUUUUUACCAGUUUCUCUUCAUAUCGAUGAAUUAUUUUAAACUAAGAGUUGUGCAGUGUACUAAUACAUCUAAUAUUACAAGCAAAAAUAUGAUCCGUUAAGGAUUUAGAUUGAACUUUAAAGUGUAUUUAAUAUAAUACCGGAUUCUAAUUAUCGAUGUAUUAAUAUAUUCAUCACUUUAAUUUUGCAGCUGGUAAAGUUGGACCUGAUUUUAAUAACUUAAUAUACUACUUGCUAGUUUAAUCUAUCAUAAUACAACAUUUAUUAGUUGAUCAUGUUUUGUAUUAUUAAUCUGAAUUUGCAAAGUAACUACAGCUGUUAUUUAAAUGUAGUGGAUUAAAAAGUACAAUUUUACCCUCUAAGAUGUAGUAGAGUAUAAAGUGGCAGAAAAUAUAAAUACUCAAGUAAAGUAGACUGUAUGGAACCUUGGUACAGUACUUGUAAAUUUACUUUGUUACGUCUCCCCAAAGCGAAGCUCAGAUUUAGUAUGAAACCUCCUCUGUCUAUAUGACGUUAAACUAAUCACACCGCAGCCUUUCAAAGACAAUCAACAUGUAUAUCCAUGUUCAUGUACUCUUUAUAUUUAUGACUUGAACGUGUUCCUAUGGUGACCCUGAACCGUUUUGGAUUUCUGAUGGUUUGUGACAAGUUAUCGUUGUCUCAGGUUUCAUGUGUUAGUUGAAAUUAAACGCAUUCUGAUCAUA
Pseudoliparis swirei is the source of this 3465-nucleotide messenger RNA. Its product is annotated as zinc transporter ZIP3-like. The record is from RefSeq and is a predicted model, not a curated record. Gene Ontology annotation, biological process: zinc ion transmembrane transport. Gene Ontology annotation, molecular function: zinc ion transmembrane transporter activity. The transcript has 3 exons. NCBI's taxonomy places the organism in Eukaryota, Metazoa, Chordata, Actinopteri, Perciformes, Liparidae. Bases 1230 to 2174 code for a protein of 314 amino acids. Gene Ontology annotation, cellular component: plasma membrane.